CAUGUCCACACCACACUCUUGUUUUAUACCCACGGAUUGAGGGAUCCUUAAUUUUCUCAUCUAAAGAAAUGAAUAAGGAUCACAAUGGGAUGAAAACUGCAGCAAGCAGUGAGUAUCAGGACUUGUUACCGGUGAUGGCGGAGACACUUGAUGCAGAGGCUUUUGUGUCGGAAUUAUGUGGGGGCUUUCGUCUUCUGGCAGACCCUGAGAAGGGGUUGAUUACAUCAGAUAGCCUGCGAAGGAAUUCGGCGCUUCUAGGGAUGGAAGGGAUGACGAAGGAAGAUGCGGAGGCUAUGGUGAGAGAAGGAGAUCUUGAUGGAGAUGGAGUACUCAAUGAAACAGAAUUUUGUACUCUGAUGGUGAGACUCAGUCCUGAGAUGAUGCAGGAUGCUGAAACCUGGCUCGAGAAAGCACUAGAAAACAAGAACUAAGGAAAUCCUCGCCUUGAUCUUUCCUGUUGUAACUUAAAAAGAGGUUGUCUCUUUAUGAUUAUGUUGUACGAGCAGGUUGUUGUUGAUGAGAAUGAAGUUCAAUUAAAAGUA
Molecule: messenger RNA, 542 nt
Organism: Populus nigra (black poplar)
Lineage: Eukaryota; Viridiplantae; Streptophyta; Magnoliopsida; Malpighiales; Salicaceae
Product: calcium-binding protein KIC-like
Exons: 1
Coding region: 69-431 (120 amino acids)
Molecular function (GO): calcium ion binding
Source: RefSeq, a predicted model, not a curated record